This is a messenger RNA of Hippopotamus amphibius kiboko, 2199 nucleotides long. RefSeq names its product golgi membrane protein 1 (gene GOLM1). The record is from RefSeq and is a predicted model, not a curated record. NCBI's taxonomy places the organism in Eukaryota, Metazoa, Chordata, Mammalia, Artiodactyla, Hippopotamidae. Bases 171 to 1397 code for a protein of 408 amino acids. Gene Ontology annotation, cellular component: Golgi apparatus. The transcript has 10 exons.
GACGCGGCGGCGCUGGACGUUGCGCGGGGCGCGGAGCGCGGGACGCGGAGCGGGCGGGAGCGCGAGGCCGGCGGCGGUGGAAGAGCGGCCCGGGAGGCCUGGGAGCCGGGCCCCGCAGCGCCGAGCGGCCGCCGGAGCCGCGGCAAGAGAUUCUCAGCCCAGCCUUUGAGAUGAUGGGAUUGGGAAACGGCCGUCGGAGCAUGAAGUCUCCGCCCCUCGUGCUGGCUGCCCUGGUGGCCUGUGUCAUUGUCCUGGGCUUCAACUACUGGAUUGCGAGCUCCCGGAGCGUGGAUCUCCAGACGCGGAUCGUGGAGCUAGAAGGCAGGGUCCGCAGGGCAGCCGCGGAGCGAGGGGCCGUGGAGAUGAAAAAGAACGAGUUCCAGGGGGAGCUGGAAAAGCAGCGGGAGCAGCUGGACAAAAUCCAGUCCAGCCACAACUUUCAGAUGGAGAGUGUCAACAAGUUAUACCAGGAUGAAAAGGCAGUUUUAGUGAAUAACAUCACCACAGGCCAGAGGCUCAUCAGAACCUUGCAAGACCAGUUAAAGGCCCUGCAGAAGAAUUACGGCAAGCUGCAGCAGGAUGUCCUCCAGUUUCAGAAGAACCAGACCAACCUGGAGAGGAAGUUCUCCUACGACCUGAAUCAGUGCAUCAGUCAGAUGAAAGAGGUGAAGGAGCAGUGUGAAGAGAGAAUAGAAGAAGUCACCAGAAAGGGAAAUGAGGCUGUAGCUUCCAGAGACCUGAGUGAACAAAAGGACCAAAGCCAGCAGCUCCGAGCCCCCAGCGAGCCCCAGCCCAGGCCGCAGGAAGCAGUCCCACCCCAGGCAGAGGUGCCACAAGCAAGAGGAAACGUGCCCAGCCACAACGAGCCCCAGACACCAGCCCCCAGUUCGGAGGCGGCUUUGUAUUUGAAGAAACAAGGUGAGAAAGAGGAAACCAAGGAGAUUCAGGUUGUCAGUGAGGAGGAGCUUCAGAGGGACAGCCUGGGGCUGCCGAAGGAGCCAGGGCGAGAGCAGGUCGUGGAAGAAGACAGACAUGUGGGCAGAAAAGGCGAUGGAGAAACCAGAGAUCUGGGCCAAACCCCACAGGUGCCAGCUGCCCUGUUGGCAAGCCAGGAAAAUGAGGAGGCAGAGGGCCCUGAGCGGGACCAGCUCGUCAUCGUCCCCGAUGGGCAGGAGGAGGAGCAGCAGGACGCCCCUGACGACGAAGGGCGAAACCAGCAAAAACUGGCAGCAGAUGAUGGCUACAACCUGGAUGAAAAUGAGGCAGAAUCUGAAACAGACAAGCAGGCAGCCCUUGCGGGGAAUGACAAAAACAGAAAUGUUCUUAAUGCUGAAAAUCAGAAAGAAGACACGAUAAAUUUACUUGAUCAGCGUGAAGAGAGGAAUCACACACUCUGAAUCAAAUUGGAAUCAUAUCUUUUGUGUCAGAAUUGCAGAGAUCACUACAAAAUAAUCAUGAGGGAUUGAAUACUGUGAAAUGUACUAAGUAAAAAAUUUAAAGAUGAUUAUUGUGGAGUUUUAGUUUGUAUUUACUAUGUGGGAAAAUGAGAUUGUCUGAGAUUUUAGGGGUACUUCUGAAGUGUCUAUAUUGAAGUGUCAAAAUUGUCGAAAUUUGUUGGACAGUGGGUAUUUCAUGAGAAGAUCAACAUCAGAAAUAGAACACAGAUUCUCCUUCAAGUAUGGCAACAGUAGGAUUCUGUCGUGGAAGUAACUUCUGACGUGGAGACCCACCGCACUUACAGAGCUCCUUAUCCUCAGUUCCCUCUGGAGUCCUGCUCUUCUCCUUGCGCUGUGCUGAGUGAUGGGUACCAGUCCCUGUUAUUUUUGUUCCCUCCAGUCAGCACUGAAUGAUUUUUGGUUUAUCCUCCUGUGCUCACUUCUGGUUUUGACAAUCAGUGGCCUAGAGCACUAACUGUUAACACAAAAAUCACUAGCAACAGUGUUAAAUCUAAACACAAAGAUGUUUUGUGUGAGAAUUUUUUAAGACUACUUGUGUGAUAACCCUUGUCAUUAAUGUAUAAAAUGCUUUUAAGUGACUUGUAAUUUGAAUACUUGUGAUCUAUACUUGCUUUGUUUAAUAUGUAUAGGCAAAGCAAAAUCUUGUGUAAUAAGUUCUUAUUACCAAGAAAAGCCACAUGUGGAUUAGACUUUUGACCCAACAGGGGCCAAAGCAGAGCUGACCCUGUGCCUGCGGCAGAGA